This is a messenger RNA of Staurois parvus, 357 nucleotides long. The record is from the annotation of a GenBank genome assembly. NCBI's taxonomy places the organism in Eukaryota, Metazoa, Chordata, Amphibia, Anura, Ranidae.
AAACAUAAUACAGUGCAAACAAACCAAACCAACCACCCACAGAUAACAGUACAUACAAGCAAGCGUCGUCAGGCAGGCCGGGUCAAUAUCAACUGGGCAGGUAGGUACAGGGGGAGCAAGCGGAGAAUGGUCGGGGUCACAGGCCAGGUUCAGCAGGUAGCAAGCAGCGUAGUACAGCGGGUCAGGCAGAGGGAUGGUCAGGGUCACAAGCCAGGGAUCAGAACAGGUAGCAAGCAGCGUAGUACAGAGGGUCAGGCAGAGGGAUGGACAGGGUCACAAGCCAGGGAUCAGAACAGGAACAGGAUACAGGGCCCAAGAGAAACACAACACCAAGGCCGAGUCUGCAAGUCUGGCCAU